Messenger RNA from Xiphophorus maculatus (southern platyfish), 4530 nucleotides. It is a transcript of the gene nptx2a, whose product is annotated as neuronal pentraxin-2-like. The record is from RefSeq and is a predicted model, not a curated record. The transcript has 5 exons. NCBI's taxonomy places the organism in Eukaryota, Metazoa, Chordata, Actinopteri, Cyprinodontiformes, Poeciliidae. Bases 887 to 2236 code for a protein of 449 amino acids.
GUGAAACUUUGCGUACUUUAAGGCGACCAAAAAAAGGAAGCAACACUUUUCUUCAGUCAAGCUGUUAUCGUGAAUAAACGGAGGAACGCUGGGAGAGAGAGAGAGAGAGAGAGAGAGAGAGAGAGAGAGAGAGAGAGAAAAACAACAACCUUGUGAAGUCCUCUUUUUUUUUACAUCUGCCAUCUUCAGCACAUAUCUAAAGAACUCACGUAUAGUCAAUGAGAUGUACUCAAAGCAUGUCAUGGCGUGAUUUGGAUCCGCUGGGAUUCGGCGGAUGACGCAGGCUGAGGCUGAAUAACCGGAGCGCACGAAGUGAUGAACGGAAGCGCCAGUGCGCACCUCCCCUAUAAUAAUCUGCUGAGCGCCGUCGCUGUCUCUUCAGCACCGCUCACUGACAAUUCAGCGGAGCGGAGAGGAAAGACAGGCACAGCUGAGUUCUCUGCGACCUUCUGAGGAUUGUAUUGCUGGAGAUAACAAACCCAACAGGGUUCAACUUUGCUUUUUGCUUUUUUCUCUUUCUUUCUUUUUUCUCUGGAGUAGAUUUAUCAAAAUCUGAAUUGGCCGAGUUUUAAAUGCUGGAAGAUUUGGUUGUCUUUGUGUGUAUGUGUGUAUAUUAUAGCAGACCGACCAUGUGGUUGAUGAACAAGUAAUACUAUGGGCUUUCACUGCGGAUUUAUUUUCUUCAAAUCGCUUCAUAAAUUUUAGGUGUUUUUUUUUUUCCCCGUAAAACUUUGGAUGUGUUAAUUUUUUUUUAUAUACUAAAUUAAUAAAAUCGGUGUAAAAAGUUUAUUACAUAAUUUCAGGUGUUUUUUGUUGUUGUUGUUUUUUGUGAAACAUUUUUACUUUCCUGUUCCUAAAGGGAUUAGUAAUUCCCAUUUCAUCCAAGAUGCUGACUUUAGUUUUUGGACUUUUGUACCUGGUCAGCGGGCGCACGGUGAGCAGCCAAGAUGUAACAGGUAGUCGGUUCGUGUGUAACGCAAUCCCCCCGGGCGCAGAACCCGGCUGCGGGUAUGGCCCCACAGGCAACCGCGUCCAGAGCAGCAGCCCCGUGGAGGAUGAGCUGCGCAACACCAUCAUCCAGCUUCGGGAGACUAUCCUGCAGCAGAAGGAGACCAUCGUGAGCCAACAGGGAACCAUUAAAGAGCUCAACUCCAAGCUGGCGCGCUGCGAGGCGUCAGCCGAUGAGAUGGCGCAGGGUAAGUCCCGGGGUCAGGGCUCCAGAAGGAAGGAGUACGGGAAGAACACCAUGGGAGACCUGCCCCGGGACCCCGGUGAGACUAUAGACCAACUGGGCAAAACCAUGCAGACUCUGAAGGGUCGGCUGGAGAAUUUAGAGCAGCAAAGCCUGCGCCUCCCCAGCACAAACUCAUCAGCCGGAGGAGCCUCGGCCCUGACUCCCCUGCCACCAGAGCUCCGCGAGCUGCUGCGCCAGCGUCUGGGGGCACUGGAGACCCAGCUCCUCCGUAAGGUAGCUGAGCUGGAGGAGGAGAAGAGCCAGCUCUACAAUGAAACCGCGGCCCACCGCCAACGCACCGAAACCGCUCUCAACUCCCUCAUGGAGAGGAUCGCGGAGCUCGAGAAAAGUAAUAAUGCCUUUAAGUCUCCAGAGGACUUCAAGGUGUCCCUCCCUCUUCGCACCAACUACCUGUACGGACGCAUUAAGAAGAGCCUACCGGAGAUGUACGCCUUCACUGUUUGCAUGUGGCUGAAGUCCAGCGCCAGUCCAGGCAUAGGAACCCCUUUCUCUUAUGGCGUGCCUGGACAGGCCAAUGAGAUAGUUCUGAUUGAAUGGGGCAACAAUCCUAUUGAGUUACUGGUCAAUGACAAGGUGGCCCAGCUCCCUCUGUCAGUGAGCGACGGGCGCUGGCACCACAUCUGCAUCACCUGGACGACUAGGGACGGCUUCUGGGAGGCUUAUCAGGACGGCGAGCGGCUCGGCACUGGAGACAACCUGGCCCCCUGGCACCCAAUUAAACCUGGAGGGGUGAUCAUCCUGGGCCAGGAACAGGACAUCGUCGGAGGGCGUUUUGAUGCUACCCAAGCCUUUGUUGGCGAGCUGAGCCAAUUCAACAUGUGGGACAGAGUACUGCGGCCGGUGGACAUCAUGGGUUUGGCUAACUGUUCGGCCUACAUGCCGGGGAAUGUGGUUCCUUGGAUUGACGCCAAUGUAGAAGUGUUUGGUGGUGCAAGUAAAGCUGCUCUCGAAAUCUGUGAAGACCGUGCUUUUGAUUCCUAAGAAGGCAAUUCAAGGAGUCCUGCAUGGCCAAAAGGAUCUGAAUUUUGAAUAUUCAGAUAUUGUCUAACCCUACGGGUAGCAUUGGACUAUCCACCACGGUCUCUAAGGCUUGGUGUUUAUUGGAUUUAAAAGAUCACGUGCUCAUCAAAUAUGAACCCUGAAGACAUUCCCGGAUACGUCAAAUUGAUUCUCUCUGCAGAGGAAGACGCCGAAUGCUGUUUAAUAUGUCUGCUGUUAAGAUAUGACCUGCUGUUGUCUUGUUUUUUAUUUUUCAUUCGCAAGCUUACUUGUCAUUUGACAACUCUUUGAGAACAUCUCACGGUGGUUCUGUUCCUUAUUUUGACAACACUGCACUGUUUCCCUUGUUGAAUGUGAGCUCAAAUAGGCUUUGAUGUGCUGCAGAAAACUGUGGUCGAGCACUACAUGCUCUGAGUUUUUUUGGCUGCUAGAAAAGCAGUGAGAGGCCGAAGUAAAUACCAAAAUGAGGCAGAUGCUUAUGGGUUUGAACUUCACUAUUGUCCAAAAUAAUAUGCAUGAGUCUGAGCAGUGCAUGCUUUCUGUCAACAUGCACAGUGAGUAUGCUGCGUCAAAACAGGCUGAUGCAGCGUGCUGCCAACAUUAUGUAAGACCUUGUGUGUGUGUGUGUGUGUGUGGGUGGGUGUGUGUGCGUGUGUGUGUGUGUGUGUGUGUGUGGGUGUGGGUGUGUGGGCGUGUACGAUCCUGUGCUUAUGGCUUGUCUUGCGUGUAAAACAGACCAGAAGCUUAUGAGGGAGAGAGGGAGGACAUUUUUUAUUCUUGCAAAUCUAUGCUUAAUACCUCAUUGCCCUUUGAGCAGCUGCCAUGCUCACGAACAGCUUUCUGAACGGGGCUGGCUCUGCCCAGGUUAACAGCGACGUCGGACAGCUGCCCAGUCCUGGCUAAAUGACAGAACUGUGGACGCCAGCUGACCACUCGGCGAGGACAGGGACUUGGUCUGGCCUUCAAGGACAAUCCCUAACUCCCCAUGUGGGUUGUAAUUAUCCAAGUUUAUGAAUGAAUGCAGCAUUGAGUGCUCCUGGUCUCCUGAUGUUUCUGUAAGUGUGUUAUUAAUGAUAAAACAUUCAAAUGUAGGGUCUAUGUCAGAUGGGAGUAGCACUCUACAGACAUUUUGAAUGUUACUACUACAUGGAGCUUGGUCCUAAAUGUCUCAUUCUUGACAGAUAUAAAGGUUUUGAUCAACUGAUAUAUAUUUUUAAACAGAAUGGAGUGUAUCUAAUGUAUUUUGACAUUAAUCAUGAAUAAAACUAAUAGUUUUUGGAGCUUAAAAUUUGUUGUUAAUGUUGAAAUGGACAGUUUUUAAGGACCCUUCUUUUCCCCGACGAACUAGAAGGAACGUAAAGAAAUAAAGCUAAAGGUGCUUCAGCCCGCCUUUUUGAGUUGCAGUUUUCUUUGAGGUCUGAUUCACCAAAUGGCAGUUUCAUAAAUCCUAAGAUUUCUUUGAAGAAUUUUAACACAGAGAAAGGAUAAAAAAAAAAAAUUGCAGCAGGUUUUUCUGCAGUAGUUGUGAAUCAAACAGAAAAUGAAGGAAUUCCAGCAUGAGAUUACUUCAGUUUGUGGAUCAAAAAACGCGUGACCAGACUUUAUGUGACUUUUUUUAUGAUCACAAAUAGUUUAUGUUUUAGUACAGGGUACACCUUAGAUAAAUACACCCCCCCAAAAAAUCAGUUUUUUAGUAGUUGAAUGGCUCAAUAUCAAUGAGUUGAAAAACACUUGUCUUGAUUCUGAUCUUUGGACAUGUCUUGAUAAAAGCCUAAUUUCCCUAGAGUUUGGGAUUAAAUAUUAAAAUAGAAGUUUUCCUCUGAUUAAAAACAAUAUAAGUAAACAUGUAUUAACACCAAAUGCUGAAAAAUAAAUGAAAUCCUGUUGUGAACUCUACUUUUGAAUGUUUCUGUUAGCAAUGCUUUAAUGUAAAGAUAAGAAUUUUUUUUUUCUGUUCAAAUUGUCUGUUCUUGUAAACAAGUUAUUUGCAUAGUUAUAUGCAAAUAACUUAUCAGAAGCAGUCAUGCAAAACAGCAAGAAUGCUACAAAUGUUCUGUUGGACUGGUGAAUGGCCUUUUGUGAAAACCAUAUGUGCUUUUUUUGCGAGUGGAGACUUUAAACUUUCUGUCAGCUUUUGUAGCACACUUUCAUGACAGCGCAGAAAUGCCGAAAAUGUGUUUGUGUUCUGCAAACUUUAACCACAUGAAAUUCUGCAACUGUCUGUUAUGAUAACUGAUGUAUUUUUGCACUCAAUAAACGAAUAAGCAAGCUCUUGA